AUGUGUCUUCGGGUACGACGCCGUGGUCUACUUUGGGUCGGGCUCCCAUGUAAUUCCCAUACCUUUAUGUCCUCAAGCUUACACAAACGGGGAGAAGAACGCCCUUUUGGGGAUGAAACUGUUGGGUUCGUGGUUCAAGGAAAUGAGCUGGCCUACAGGACUGGAUUACUUAUUUGCCUAGCUUUGGCAAGGCAAGUACUUUGGUUGAUAGAAAACCCGGGAAAUAGCAAGUGUGGCUAUCUUCCAGUUCUGGAGUUCCUGUUGUCCCUGAAGCACCUCCUUGGCUCAUCCCGGACUGGAUGGUGGAUGGGAGCUUUUGGUGGUUGGUCAUUGAAACGUGAACUUGGGUAUGGCAAUCUGCCUUAUAUGCACCUGCUCUCGGAGCCCAUGACGAGGGAACUACGUGAGGUCAUCAAAUGUCGGAAGGAGAUACUCAACAAGUCCAUGGUCAAGGUUGCCAUCUCUAAGCAAGGCAAAAAGACUGUGAGUGGCAACAAGGUGGAUAUGCGCAGUUCUGCAUCGUACCCUCGGCUCUUCGGCUCGAGGAUUGCUGAUCUUCAUGUGUCUUGGAUGGAGAGUGAUGCGCCCCUUCCAGAUCUCACAGCAUUGAUUUCUGCUGGCUUCCACGAAGUGGAUUGGAGCAGGGCCAAUUUGGAGCCAAUCCUCACUUUGGUCAAACACGCUGUGGAGCAGGGUGAGUUUGAGGAGGAGGCGGAGGAGAUGGAGGAGGAGGAUGCGGAGGCGGAGGAGGCUGCAAAGGCACCCCCGAAGAUGAAAGUUGCUGCGCCUCCUGCGGGGAGCAAGGCGCAUUCGUCUGCUGACCACUUCGACGAGGAUGAGGAGAUGAGGGCUUUUGAGGAACGCUUGGUGAAAACAGGUAUUCCGGAUGCUGCUGCGAAGACUCCAGCUGCAGUGGCAACCCCUCAGAAAGCUAGGAAGAAUGUGACUCCAAUGAGCCCUGCACCUAGGGAUGAAGCGAAAGGAUCUAAGGUUAGAUCUAAGCCAGCAACCCCGUUGAAAAAUGCAACCCCUGUCAAGAGCCCCGAAACCAAGAAGACCAAAGUCAGCAGUCCUCAGCGUCUGGUUCAGAUUCAAGACACCCAAGAGCAAGAACCUGCAGAAGAGAGCCAGCGACCAGAUGACCCAAUGCAAGUUGAGAUUGAGCAGGCCGAUGACACUCCGAAAGAUGUUCCGACAGAGCCAACUGUUGCUGAUCCCGAAAGCAAUGGUCCUCCUGUUCCUCCAGCUGAGAAAGAACCAGGUGCCUCAAUUCGCAGAACCGAGACCACGACCACCAUCCCUGACAUGGGGCUUGAAAGUCACUUGUUCAUGCGACAGCUUGCUGGUGAACAUGACGUGCAUGACAGGGAGGUCUUACACACGCGAAUUGAGGAGUGGAUGUGUAAGAUGUUCGAGUGGCAUGGUCCUGGGGUUGAUUGGGUUAUCGAGACCGAUCCCCUGAUUGCCCCCCAUUGCAAGCAGCUGGUUCUCUUGCUAGAGGAGAGGGACAGAUUGGGUGUUGAACUGAAGGAAACUCAGAAGGAUGAAGGUGUGAAAACAGCAUCUGUUCUUACGGCCUAUGCCAAGAUGUCGGAAAAACUAGGGGAAAUGGUUGGAAAACUGAAUGAAAAUGAAGCAGGGUUGGAAGCCCGAAAAGAAUCUUUGAACACUUGGAAAGAGGGCAAACUUGAAGUGAUCCAAUCCAGUACCAAAGAAGUUCAACAUCGGGUGAGCAUGGUAAACUUGGAGAUCCGAAAGCGCAUGGAUAUGAUCAUCGAUGCCGCCCAGCAUGAACCAGAUGUGGUUCAUGUGGAUGAAGAUCCACUGAUGGAAGAGCUCGAGCAGUUGAUGUCGAAUUGCCCCACCCCUUCUGGGGACAAUGGCCCUUGGCUGAACUCCAAGACUUUGAUUUUGGGGGAAGAAGCUUCGCCUAGCCCGCAACCUCAAGAUGCCCAGACUCAAAGGUCCUUGCCAACGACCCCAGAAAGUAAAACGAAAGCUGAUGAGACCAUGGGAGAUGGAGAGCUUAAAGUUGAACAAACUGAACCCGAUGGUGGUGCCCCCAAGCAAGUGGAAAUGACCCAGCCAACCCCGGAAGAGACAGCAUUGAAGCACAUCAAUGGCAUGGAGGAUGGUCCCAUGAAAUCAGCUCUGCUUGCUUUGUGCGAAGCUUCAGUUUCCAAGGCAUUGUCUUCGGCCUCGUCGGACCUGCCAAGAGAGGCAGUGAGAGCAGCGGUCAAGGUGAUGGAGAGGCAGAGCAUCACCUCAAUGAUGAUGGUGCUGAGCUUCAACCAGAUGGAACUUAUCUGUAUCAGGGCCCCAAUGGGAGGAUGGAGACAUGGUCGCAACGCUGUGCGCGUUUGCGACACAAUGAGAAGGUCCAAGGAAGAGAAGAAGAGAGGUUGCUACGUCAUGAAAGACAAAACAUGGCUCGUAGAGAAAUAUGGGUUAACUGCAGCAGAAACGAUCAUCGAAAACAAGAAGCAGCUCCAAGCCCAAAAGAAACCACAUGAACCGAACUAUGUAAUGGACAACCCCGACAUCCCAGGGAAGGAUCAUGCCCUGUACAGGGUCUUCGAUUCGCUAUCUUUUGAGAAUGAAGAGAAGAACCAAUGGGAGACAGGAGUGACCAUGAAUGGUGAUUUCUCGGAGGAACAAUCCCUAGAGCUAGGGCCAUCUAUGCUUCAGGGAGCUAAGCAGUUUGGCUUAUUCGGCAAUACUGGAUCCAGUGGUGAUGCGCCUGAUCCUCGCAACACCCGUGAACUUGGGAAUGGCAAGCCUGGAGAUCAGCACAGAGACAAGAAACCCAAGAAACCUGAUCCUCCCAAGCCCGCGAAAGCGAAGGGGAAAGCGAAAGCUGCCCCAAAAGCUGCCCCGUGCCUCCUUAUCUGUGAGAUCUCGGUGCCAAAAGUUCACUUCCAGAUCCUUGGCGGCCAGCUCCUGCGGAUCAUCAAAGACAUCCCCGCUGUAUAG
Messenger RNA from Cladocopium goreaui, 2973 nucleotides. The record is from the annotation of a GenBank genome assembly. NCBI's taxonomy places the organism in Eukaryota, Dinophyceae, Suessiales, Symbiodiniaceae.